AUGACUCAUGAUUCUGGCAAGAAGAAGAAGGGAGGUUCAAAGAUCAUCAGCCCAGACCUCAAUGUGAAGAUUGUGGGUGCCACUGCAUCUUCUUCAAAUCCCUCUAGGGUUCCCCAUAAAGCUGCAAGUGCUACUCAUGCUCCAACUGGGUCAGCCCAACCACGAAGAAGAAGCAUUCGUAUGAAGCAUGUGGCUCCUAAAAGAGGACCCAGUAAGAAUUUGGGGAUACAAAUUAUCUCUGAUGAUGAGGAUGAUCAAAAUCCAAAUCUUCCAGAAGCUGUGAAUCAAGAAGAUAAUGAGGCUCUUGAGAAACUUGCAAAUGUAGCCACUGCUGCAAAUGUUGCACCAGAUGUUGAACUAACACAUCAAUCCUCUCCCUCUGGUUCUAUUGUCAAGUCUCAUGCUUCGGGUCAAAAGGAGCACGAUGAGAAUGAAACCUCUGCACAUGACGUUUCUUCCUCUGAGGAGGUUCCUGUUCAAAAAACCCCUACUUCAUCCACCAAAAAGGGUAAGGAAAAGAAGGUGGUUGCAUCUGCUGAUGAAGACUCUGAUGGAGAAUUGCUCAUCAAAGAGUCCCAUGUUCCUGUUAGUGGUGCCAAAAGGAAGGUUGCAGACAUAACGAAGCAGAAGAACGAAGGAUCUGCUGCUACGACUCCAAAGACUUCCAGAAGUUCUCAUAUUCCAAAACCUAGGAAGGAGACAAAGAAAUACAAGACGUCAUCACCUUCUACUGGAAAGAAAAGAAGACAUGUGUCUGAUCCUGACUUCGAGGCCGAUGUCGUGCCAGAUGUCCCAGACAUCUCAACCACUGCCAGAAAACGGAUGAAAGGUAAGAAUAUUCCUCAAAAUGUUCCUGAUGCUCCUGUGGACAAUGUGUCCUUUCAUUUUCCAAACUCUGCUCAGAGAUGGAAAUAUGUGGUUCAAAGGAGGCUUGCUAUUAAAAGGGAACUACAUGAAGAUGCCUUGGAACUCAAGGAAAUAAUGGAGGUUAUCUCUGCUGCUGGUUUGAUGAAGACUGUCCAGGAUCUUGGCAGAUGUUUUGACAAGCUUGUUAGGGACUUCAUUGUGAACAUCCCUGCUGAUUGUGAAGAUGCUUCCAGUGCCGAGUACAGGAAGAUGUUUGUGAGGGGGAAGUGCAUCAACUUCUCUCCUGAAGUGAUCAAUGAGUUUUUGAGCAGAAGCCCUGUUGCUGUGGGGGGGAGCCUUUGCUACAACCCUUACCGGGAAGUUGGUCAGGAAGUGGCCUAA
Lotus japonicus is the source of this 1248-nucleotide messenger RNA. RefSeq lists its product as uncharacterized. Lineage: Eukaryota; Viridiplantae; Streptophyta; Magnoliopsida; Fabales; Fabaceae. The transcript has a single exon. Bases 1 to 1248 code for a protein of 415 amino acids. The record is from RefSeq and is a predicted model, not a curated record.